Messenger RNA from Branchiostoma belcheri (Belcher's lancelet), 945 nucleotides. RefSeq names its product peroxidasin-like protein. Gene Ontology annotation, cellular component: plasma membrane. The record is from RefSeq and is a predicted model, not a curated record. The transcript has 3 exons. Gene Ontology annotation, molecular function: protein binding. NCBI's taxonomy places the organism in Eukaryota, Metazoa, Chordata, Leptocardii, Amphioxiformes, Branchiostomatidae. Bases 148 to 945 code for a protein of 265 amino acids.
GUUCAGGUCAACACAACCAUUACUUGUUGGACGUACGGAAACUGUGCAGGGCAAGUGCCUAAUCUAAAGACCAUACCCGAAAAUGUGACUGUAAAAUCACUGCUGCUCAAUACAAAUGGCAUCGAGGAGCUGACAAACAUACCAGAAAUGCCGAAGCUCUUCCUUCUUGAUUUGUCCUUCAAUCGUUUGAGAAGAUUCCCGUGGUCUUCUCUGAAGAGUGCAUCGAAUAUUCUUCAUUUAAAACUAAACAAUAACGAAAUUUCAAAAGUUGACGCCUACAUCGACUUCCCCCAAUCCUUGACUUAUCUUCACCUUCAAUUCAAUAGCAUCACCACGAUUGCCGAAACUUUCCUGCAUGGAUUUAAGUCCCCCAAACAGACAUUGUAUCUGCGGAUAUGGCAGAAUCCUCUCCUCUGUGACUGUAAGAUCCAGUGGAUCGUACGUUUGCGGCGAUGUGUGUGGGAACACCGGGACGAAGGCUGUGUCAACGCUUCUCCUGUCAGGGUCAUGAGGUGUAUACUGGCCAAGUGCAACUUCCACCCGAAUGGCGUUGCGGUUAUCCUGGACUGGCUUCAGUUGGAUGACCAAGCUAUCGUAAAGCAAAAAAGCUCUGAAGACUUUCUUAGAUGUGACUCACCGCAAGAACUGAAAGGAAAUUUGCUGAGAGACGUUUCUCUAAAGGCAUGUGCAUCUCCCAACUCUUCGGGAAGUCCACAACAAACGUCGUCUCCAGAUAAUGCAGGGAUUCACGAAUCUGAAAAGUCACCAACAGAGACUGAGCCCCCAACACUUGUUAUCUACAGUUGGGAGAGAACCACGGUCAAGACUUCUGAAUUUUCGCUCUUUUGGAAAGGGCUCACAGCUGGCAUCCUUGGCGGAGCGCUGGCUCUUUUGGUUGUAGCCUUCAUCAUCAGAUGGAAGAAAGUGUUGUACCGUCGCACCUAA